Molecule: messenger RNA, 1277 nt
Organism: Enterobius vermicularis (human pinworm)
Lineage: Eukaryota; Metazoa; Nematoda; Chromadorea; Rhabditida; Oxyuridae
Source: the annotation of a GenBank genome assembly
AUGGAUUUCGUUGGUGAGGACGUAGCGUCAGAAGUCAGCAUUUCAGCAGGAAAUCCCGCUCCUAAUUCAGUUGCUACAAAGGAAAAAACGGAGGCUGACAAUAAUGAGGGUGAUCGGACUGGAGAAGAUGUGUCUCCUUCACUUCCUCUUUGUACUUCGACUCCUUAUUAUAAGCAACAGUCAUCGAGUUCAAGAGAAUUUCCCGCGUUUUCUCCUGUUGAAGAGUCGCAGUCUUCUGCUUUAGCUGCUGGUGAUGCAACGAAUAAUUCAGAAGAAAAACUUUUGGCUGUGGCUGUACAGAAGGAAUUGUUGUUUUUGGAAAAUAAAAAGAAAUUGGAGAUGAACUGCAAGGAGAUAAAUCACUUGAGAGGUACUGUUGGUGAACUGGAAUCUGAGGACUCGUUGGAAAAGAGCAAGGCAGAAGUUCUAAAGCUGCAAAACCAAAUUGACAACUUCCCACCUAAAAGUAAUCGUCUCGUAGAAACUGCUAAGGAACAAAAGGCCGUGGUUGUUGACUCGGAAACGCAGAUGGAUAAAACUUUUCGAGACAUUGUUCAGGAGCAAGCAGAUAUGUUGCUGAAAGAGAAAGCUCGAGACUUGCAACUAGAACGGGAGGAACUUGAAAAACGUUUGAACGAUAAAGAGUAUGAGUGGAGUAGGCAGCUAGAAGAAUUGCGGUCUGAUAGUACUGUGAAAGAAGAACUUUACCAGAGAAGAGUUGAUGAUUAUGAGGCGCGAAUAACGGAGUUAAUGAAAAAGAAAAAAGCUGCAGAGGAAGAAAAGGAAGUUUUUUUGAAAAACGAAACCGCCCACACAAAAAAGGAGGUGGAAUGGCGUGAGGAAAAGAAAGCUUUGCAAGACGUGUUGGAUAGAUGUCGAGAGGAGCUUAGAAAGUGUGCGGACUUGAAGUCUUCGUACGAAGAGUUGCAGAACUUGCUGAAAACUGAAGAGUCUAAAAAUUCUGAAUUGGCUAAAACGCUUGACGCUCAAUGUGUUAAGGCCAAAAAGUUCCAAGAUGAAGUUGAACAUUUACGAAGGAAAGUCGAAUCUAAUUUACCUCAUGGAAUAGCGCAGCCAGGAACUAAUGGUAGUUUGGAAGAAGUGAUCCACCAGUUGCAGAAUGAAAAAAUCAUUUGGGAACAGAAACUAGAUAAUAUGACUAAACAGCUGAGGAAGACUGAGAGUGAAUUAGCAAGUUCGAGGGCAGCUGUUGCUGAAGGACAGGAACGUUUGGUUUGUUGUUGUAGAUAUUUCAACAGUAUUCUUUUCAAAUAGUU